AUGGAGUUAGAUUUAAUAUUAAACACAACUAAAACAGAUGUGCCCAAUAUUGAUAUAUUGUAUACCCUUAAUAUUUCACAGACCCAUCUUACUAUUCUGCGUAAUGCUCUGCCUCAAAAUUAUAAUUAUAUUAUUGAUUCAUUUGAAGCAGCUCAACUUUAUAACUUUUUGGGCGCACAGGAAGAACCGUUCAAGUUAAAAUUCCAUAUAAAUACUUGUACAAUUGAUAGUACCAAGGCUUGGUUUAAUGAUCAUGAUCUAAAUACUGAAACUGUGGAUAAUCAAAAAGUAAUUAGUACACGUACAAGGGAUACUAAUUGCACUGCGACACUCAGUUUACAACUACAAAACAAGUAUGAUACUCAUCCAUGCAUAGUAUCCAUGUUGUUUCAUCAUAAUCAUCCUCUCAUAUCGGGACAUGUUACAGGCUUUCAUUCUGUAUCUAAUGAGACAAAACAAGCAUUCUAUGAACUUUUUCGUGUUGGGCAUAACCCUGCUAGUGUGUAUCACACAUAUUUAGAGAAAAUGCAAUUGAAAUACGAAAAUGACGAGGAGAUUUUGGCAGAUAGGGCUAUUUGCCCGUACAAAUAUGAUGUUUAUUACCUUGAAAAAUUUCUCAAUAUAUCUGUUGGUGCAAAAAAUGGAAAAGAGAUGUUUAGUCGUUUGGCUAAGAAGCCUUAUGUUGCUCCAAUGGAGACCGAUUCUGGUCAACCAUUUAUUCUUAUCAUUUUAACUAAUUUAAUAAAGUGCUGUCACACUUUACAACAAGCUGAAGAAUUAAUAUUUAUGGAUACAACAGCAAGUCUUGAUGUUCUUAACACAUAA
Messenger RNA from Cetraspora pellucida, 825 nucleotides. NCBI's taxonomy places the organism in Eukaryota, Fungi, Glomeromycota, Glomeromycetes, Diversisporales, Gigasporaceae. The record is from the annotation of a GenBank genome assembly.